AUGAUCGAAGUUGUGAUGGCUAUCCGUAAGGACAAAUUUAAGGCUUAUCCCGCGGUUCUCGAAGAAUUAGAUCUUAUCGAUGAAGAUGACCAAAUUACGCAUACUCUAUCGCUGGAAGACGCGAUAAACCCGGAAAAUGAACUGAAUGUCUUCAAACUGGACCCUGAAUUUGAAAAGAAUGAGAAACAGUACGAAGAAAUCCGUGCUGAGAUCAUUGGCGACGCUGAUGAUAGCGAUGAAGAAGGCAGUGAUGAAGACGGAGAGGGAAGUGGUGGUGAAGUUGAUGAAGAGCAGGCAGCCGCGGCUACGUCGGGAACAACCGAGAUCAUUGACAACACCGAACAAAACCUCGUUGCAUUUCGACGUGAAGUAUACCUCACGAUACAGUCAUCGCUUGACUUCCAAGAAGCUGCACAUAAGUUGCUGAAGAUGAAAGUACCGAAGGAGUUGGAGGUGAAUGGUUUAUACACGCUUUCACCUACUUACUAG
Molecule: messenger RNA, 489 nt
Organism: Strongylus vulgaris
Lineage: Eukaryota; Metazoa; Nematoda; Chromadorea; Rhabditida; Strongylidae
Source: the annotation of a GenBank genome assembly